AUGGAAGAUAUAUACAAAGAUUGGGAUAAAGAGAAUCAAGAUACUCGUUUCGGAAAGGAUCAAAGUUCAAAAAGAACACCCAAAAAAGAUAGAAGAAUCGAUAAUUUAUAUCAUGACCAUUUCGAUGAACAAUUAUAUAAAAAUGAACCAUUAAACAACAACAUCAACAACAACAAAGAUAUUGACUUCAACAACAAUGAAAUAGAUUACAGUAAAAUUAAAAAUCAAAUUACUCCAGGUGCUUCAUUCUUGGAUUAUUCAAAUACUAUUUAA
Molecule: messenger RNA, 273 nt
Organism: Cavenderia fasciculata
Lineage: Eukaryota; Evosea; Eumycetozoa; Acytosteliales; Cavenderiaceae
Exons: 1
Coding region: 1-273 (90 amino acids)
Source: RefSeq, a predicted model, not a curated record